Rhincodon typus (whale shark) is the source of this 668-nucleotide messenger RNA. RefSeq names its product cardiotrophin-like cytokine factor 1. NCBI's taxonomy places the organism in Eukaryota, Metazoa, Chordata, Chondrichthyes, Orectolobiformes, Rhincodontidae. Gene Ontology annotation, biological process: ciliary neurotrophic factor-mediated signaling pathway; negative regulation of neuron apoptotic process. The record is from RefSeq and is a predicted model, not a curated record. Gene Ontology annotation, molecular function: ciliary neurotrophic factor receptor binding. Bases 56 to 541 code for a protein of 161 amino acids. The transcript is spliced from 2 exons.
CAGUUCGUCUGCACGUUGCUGGGACCCACAGCUCCAGAAACAGGAUUCUCAAAAGAUGGACUACCUUGGCCCACCUUUCGAUAAUCCAGACUUCGACCCUCCGCGGCUGAACCGUACAGAGGCCAUUCCCAGUGCCACGCUAGAAGUGAGUGCUUGGAGGAACCUUGGUGACCAGCGUCGCCUCACGGAGAAUCUUCGGGCCUACACCCUGUUGCUGCGGUGCCUGGGGGAUGUAGAUCGGGAGCUGACUAACCCCACCCUGAGGCUGACCUUCCAACACUUCUGCGCCAGCAUCCGGGGACUAACCAUCAGCAUCUCAGGCCUGGUCACCUCACUGGGCUAUCCCGCGCCUACCCUACUUCCCCCUGCGCACUUGGCCAGGGGCCUGGCACCUGCCCCCAGUGACUUCCUGAAGAAACUUGACCACUUCUGGCUGAUGCGGGAGCUGCAGGGUUGGUUACUGCGCUCGGCCAAAGAUUUCAAUCGUUUAAAGAAACGUCUUGGCGGCUUUGUCACCCAUUUGGACUAUCGGAGACCCUGAUUUGGGGAGAAGGGGAAGAUCCCCGUCCCUUUUCUCCACACCCUGAACCCCUCACCUUGACCAUCCCGUUAGUGCCUUAUGCUAACAUACAUUCCCCACCUCCACCUGCGUGCCUCCUCCUGCCAAA